Aricia agestis (brown argus) is the source of this 2111-nucleotide messenger RNA. Its product is annotated as protein tweety-like. Gene Ontology annotation, cellular component: plasma membrane. NCBI's taxonomy places the organism in Eukaryota, Metazoa, Arthropoda, Insecta, Lepidoptera, Lycaenidae. Gene Ontology annotation, molecular function: intracellularly calcium-gated chloride channel activity; volume-sensitive chloride channel activity. The coding region runs from base 385 to 2013 and encodes 542 amino acids. The transcript has 15 exons. The record is from RefSeq and is a predicted model, not a curated record.
CAGUUUCGUAAAGAAUUUUCGUGUUGUGCUCGUGUUGUGUGUUAGUGCUUUUUAGAAGAGAUGCUUUAUUUUUCUAUUAAAAUAAUCGACUAUUGGACGUUCUGUGAAUCAAUAAGUUCGUGAAAUUGUUAAUUGCGUAAUUUUUAUAUAAUUUCAUAGUGAACUUUUGUGCUAGUGAGUUUUAUUUGCGUAGAAUUUGGUUCAGUUGUUCGUGAAGGCAAAAAUCCCUCCGGCUAAAGAUUUUUAACACUGCGGUAUCAUUACACAGAUUUGGAGAUUUGUGAUGCGCUGAGCUCCUAUCAAGAUGUGCCGGUAGGAGGUUGCGUCAGGCAUGCGGCCGUAGGCGGAACCCGCACGGACUAUUGGUGAUAGGCGUGAUCGGCCAUGGGCGGCAUGGGGGGCUCGGGCGUGUCGGACGAGUACUCGCCGCCGCGGCUGUCGCGGCUGCUGCACGCGUUGCCGCACGUCAACGUCACGCUGCACCGCGUCAACGACACCUUCGCGCCGCACUCGCCCGUAUACCUCGAGAGUCUGGGUAUCCUGGGUUCGAUCCCCGGCGCGUGGCUGAUCCUGACAUUGACGGUGCUGCUCAUAUACCUGCUGACGAGAUGCUGCGACAGGAAGCAGCGUCCUCCGCGCAGCAUCACCGCGCUCAAGAUAACCCUGAUGAUACUGUCGGUGCUGUGCUGCGGCGCGAUCGGCGUGGGUCUGUUCGGCAACGACGACCUGCACAACGCCAUGCUGCAGAGCAUCCAGGCGGGCAACCAGCUCGCCGCGCUCGUCAACACCGUCAAGAACCAGUCGAGCAUCCUGGAGGAGGCGAUGGGUUCCCGCGCGCGCGCGCCGCUCGCCCGGCUGGCGGACGCGCUCGACGCGCCCGUCGCCAACCAGACGGCGCUGGGCACGCUGCUGCGGGCGCUGUCGGCGCUGCGCAACAACGCCAGCGCCGCCGCCUCCGCCGCCGACAGCCUGCGCCGCCCGCUCGCCGCACUCAACCUCGACGCCUUCAUGAAGCGGCUGUGGGUGUGGGAGGCGGCGCGGUGGGCGGGCGGCAUGGCGGGCUGGUGCUGCGGCGGCGCGGUCUGCGUCGCGCUGCUCGCCGCUGCCGCACGACGCAGCCGACGCGCGUUGUUGCUGCUCUGUGUGUGCGCGCUGGGCGCGCUAGUGGCGUGCUGGGCGGCGGGCGCGGCGCUGUCGGCGGGCGCGGUGGCGGCGGCGGACGCGUGCCAGGACCCCGCGCGCGCCAUCGCCCUGCACGCGCCGCACAGACUGCCACCCGAGAUGGUCCACUACUACCUGUCGUGCAAGGUGUCCCGCGAGAACGCGCUGACGGCGGAGCUGCGGAACGCGCAGCGCGCGGUCGUCGCGGUGCGGCAGGCGCUCGCGGUGCUGUCGCGCGGCGCGCCGCAACUGUUCAACGACCCCAACCUACAGCCAGCUCUAGGAGCGCUAGGCGCGGGUACGGGCGAGGCGGAGCGUGCGCUCGUAUCUCUGAGCGGCGCGCUCGAGUGCCGCACGGCGCGCGCGUACUUCGUCGCCGCCGCGCGUGCUGCGUGCGACGGUGGGCUGCAGGCGCUCUCGCUGCAGCUGCUGGCGGCGAUCGUAGCGGGCUUCUUGUUUACGGCUAUCGUGCUAGUUGAUUCUCACGCCUGGAUAUACAUUAACACGAAACGCAGCGUAUCAGGCGAGGAGCAGGCGCCGUUCCUGUCGACGGCUAGCAGCGGCACCGGCGGCGGCGGCACCGGUGGAGGCGUGACGGGCGCGCGCACGCUGCCCCGCCCCGCCCCCUUCCCCAACGGCAAGCCGCCCAGCUACAGCGCGGCCGUGCAGCUCAUGGAUCUGGGGGAUAGAGAACGACCUAGAUCACGAAUGUCGGGAAGCGCGACUCUGGGUCGCGGCGCGAGUGGCGGCGCGGCGCUGGGCGGGUCGCACACGCUCGGCCGCCCGCACAACGGCAAAUACGCGACGCUCAGCAAGCAGUGCAAGACGCUCGAGAGCAAUGAUUUCUACUGAGACCGGCCCGGCGCGGCGCAGCCCGAACACACCGCAGGUACGACGAGCCGCACGGCUAGUCUUAACCGCUUCGACCCGAAAUACGCGUCGUUCGGACC